CAGACGUCUACAUGUAGUAGCUUCCGAGCGAUGUCAGGUGUUAAUAACAAGCUCUCAAAAGGUCUGCAAGCAACAGGUGUCGGUAUGGUCAUGUGCACACGUCAUGAGUUCACGUUAGCGUUGGGAGUUGGCAACCUGCAGGGUGGUGAACGGUAUGUUCUUAUCUGUUCCUUGUAG
Molecule: messenger RNA, 177 nt
Organism: Coniophora puteana RWD-64-598 SS2
Lineage: Eukaryota; Fungi; Basidiomycota; Agaricomycetes; Boletales; Coniophoraceae
Exons: 1
Source: RefSeq, a predicted model, not a curated record